Molecule: messenger RNA, 806 nt
Organism: Drosophila elegans
Lineage: Eukaryota; Metazoa; Arthropoda; Insecta; Diptera; Drosophilidae
Exons: 1
Coding region: 30-776 (248 amino acids)
Source: RefSeq, a predicted model, not a curated record
CAAUCAUCUUUGCCAUCCAAACAAUCAACAUGCGUUCCUUUAUCGUCCUGUGCCUUAUUGCCCUGGCCACGGCUGACAAACUGGGCUACAACUACCAGCCCGUGGCCCACUCCUCGUCUGGAUUAAGCUUUCAGCCAUCUGGCUUGGCCAGCAACGAUGCCCCUGCCUUCGCGGCUGCACCCAGUGCACCCAGUGCAUCCUUUGCCGCCGCUCCCAUUGCUGACUCCUUCGAGGGAUCCCAGUCGGCUGCUGCCCCCAACUAUGCUGCUCCCCAGGCCGAGCUCCAGAAGGAGUUCUUCACCUACUCCGCCGACGAGGGCGACUUCUACGACCCGGCUGCCUCCGAUCAGGUCUCCAAUGCCGUGAACAAGGCUCUGCGCGUCGUCUUCAUCAAGGGACCCGAGAACCGUGGCCUGGAGGAUGCCGCCCUGGCUCUGGCCAAGCAGGCUGCCCAGCAGGAAACCGCCAUCUAUGUGCUGAACAAGCAGGCUGAUAUUGGAGAUCUGGCCAACAAGCUGAAUGCCAUCCGCAACAACAACAACAACAAGCCCGAGGUGCACUUCGUCAAGUACCGCACUCCCGAGGAUGCGGCCAAUGCCCAGCGUGCCAUCCAGGGUCAGUACGACCAGCUGGGCGGAUCUUCCCAGUCGCAGAACGGCGGUGUGGCCUCCACCCUGAACUUCGCCUCCCAGCCCGCCCACCAAGAGACCGCCGCUGCCAGUGCUCCUGGUCCCAGCUACUUGCCCGCCAACAUUUUCCGCCGUUUCCGUCUUUAAUCGCCAACCAGCCGUUGUUUCGAUUUGUUG